AUGUAAUAGAAAGUAGAAGUAGAAAAAAAAUCCUUAUAAAAAAAAAACUAGAUAGGAAAAUGUUUUAUAAUGGUUAUCAAAAAGGACUAUAGAAAAUAUAUUUGGUGCAACGAAUAAUUCAAUCUUGAUACGGAUGUAUCGGAAAGUCUUUAAGACAAUGUGUAACAUAACGUGUAGGAAGGCCUGCAUGAUUCUCGUCGGGUUGUUCUUCCUAUUAACAUUCACAAGUUAUAUGCUUUUCUUUAACCAUGGAGCUCCAGAAGAAAUAAUGACAGCUAACAAGGGGAACAAACACCCUAAGUUCCGGCAUUACGCUGAGCGGGACGCUAAACACAUGGACGAGCUGGAGAAAGACAUUGCUGCUGAAGAGAAGAAAGCUAUAGAAUAUUGGGACAACUUUAUUCAGAAGAAUAAUUUUGUGUCAAUAGGGGAGAUUUAUGACAAUUGUGAUGAGAAGGACCGUAUGAUGGUGGGACGGACGAUUCUUAUACCUGACGUCAGAUGGGGAGGAUUGAAGGGUGUGACGUCACGCACGUUCAUUAACAUAACAUUGGACGAAGAUCUGGAAGAUGGUCGGUUCUACCUCGAGGUGAAAUACAACGGGAAUGAUUUAUUUGCCCGCAACUGGGAAUUAUGCAACCUGGACGAGGAUUAUGGGGAUGAAAGGCAGAUAUACUGCCCCUUCACAUCAAAGGAUUAUUCGUUCGUAAAAGAUCGACAAAUCCCCAAAUAUCUGCCGAAGGGUCGGUACGAGACGAAAGGUUGGAUUACGGACCAAAAUGACCAGGUUGCCAUCUGUGGAUUUGCUGACUUCACACUCUGAAGACAUUACAUCGAUCGAGUGCCGUGAUGUUUGAAUAGGAGGACAAUUCGAAACAUAAAUGCGUGUGAAUAUUAAUUUUCUCUGCGGGUAUGGGGCAUUAAUUGGGGUUUUCAUAUAAGUAUUAUGUUUGUUUGAAUGUGGAAUCAACAGAGGACUUCUUUAAAAUUGACUUGACUGAAAACAUAACUGAACAAUGUAUUGAUAUUUUUUGUGUAUUUUGUGCAGUAUGUUUGGGUCGUAAGUUUGCUAUGUUCCCCAACCCAUGCUAGUUUAGCCACUAAACAAGCUCAUUCACCUGUACAUGUUUUGUCUAUUAUAGCUUGCGGCCAUCAUCCUUUAUUGCUGUAACAGUCUUUUGUUUACUAUGGUUGUUUCCGUUAUGUGUCUUUUAGGUCUUAAGCGUUGUGAUUCUUAACUGGUUUAAAGUUAAAUAGUAUUUUUAGUAGUUACUAAUGUAUGUUUGUUACGGUACAACCUUUUAUAAUUAUCAAAUUAUGUUAAAUGUCAAUUUAUGAAACGUCAAUUUGUACAACAUUAGGAACUUACGACAGAAAAUGGUGUUUUGUUUUCUUAUCAAAAUCAUUCUUUUUCCACCUCUUAUGAAUUGUUUGCCUCGUUUUAUAUUCUAACGCCACUUUGUAAUACCGUAAUCAAGGUAACAGGUAGAAAUUACAUAUAUGCAAUUAUAACUCUCUUCAUUAUCCAUAAUCAGGUUUAAACCAUCCGUGAUUUCCGCUGUUUAAAGACGGUUACAACAAUAUCCAUUAAUAAAGAAAUGUUAACGUAUGUGUAGUUUGUCUUUGUUGUUUUGUAAUGCAGUGUACAUCCCGCUUUGUGACGUAGUGUACAUCCCGCUUUGUGACGUAGUGUACAUCCCGCUUUGUGACGUAGUGUACAUCCUGCUUUGUGACGUAAUGUACAUCCUGCUUUGUGACGUAGUGUACAUCCGGCUUUGUGACGUAGAGUACAUCCCGCUUUGUGACGUUUUGUACAUCCCGCUUUGUGACGUAGUGUACAUCCCACUUUGUGACGUAGUGUACAUCCGGCUUUCUGACGUAGUGUACAUGCCGCUUUGUGACGUAGUGUACAUCCCGCUUUGUGGCGUAGUGUACAUCCGGCUUUGUGACGUAGUGUACAUCCCGCUUUGUGACAUAGUGUACAUCCCGCUUUGUGACGUUUUGUAUAUCCCGUUUAAUGACCUUAAUUAAAUCCCGUUUUAUGACGUUGAGUAUAUUUCGUUUCAUUACAUUGUGUUUAUCCCGUUUAGUGACAUUGUGUAUAUCCCGUUAAGUGACGUUGUGUACAUCCCGUUUUGAUGGUGUUUUGUAUAUUCCGUUCCCAUUUUGUGGCGUUUUGUAUAUCCCGUUUUGUGGUGCUUUGUAUAUCUCGUUUUGUGGUGUUUUGUAUAUCCCGUUAUGUGGUGCUUUGUAUUUCUCGUUUUGUGGCGUUUUGUAUAUUCCGUUUUGUGGUGCUUUGUUUAUGCCGUUUUGUGGCGUUUUGUAUAUCCCGUUUUGUGGCGUUUUGUAUAUCCCGUUUUGUGGCGUUUUGUAUGUCCCGUUUUGUACAUUGUGCCUUUUAACAGGAUCUUCGUUAACUGGUUGGUCGCUGAGCUUGUCUCUCAAGUGACCAUUGUAUAUUUACUUCAAUUGUGACAUCAUGUAUAUCUCUGUAUUGUGGUUUGCGUUUUCAAAGAAAUGUUGAGUUUCUUGUUCAUCAAACAAAGUCUGUGAUAUUUUGGGCUGUGUCAGCAACUCUUUCAUAUUUAUUAAAGCACACGUUGUAUUAACUGAUUCACAAAUGCAAAAAAAUGACAAGUAGAAUAGUCUGUAUAUACAUUUGAUUUUAUUUAUUUGUAAAUAAUAUGUUAUUCCAAAUUAAACUAAUUUUUAUGUGCAAUAAUAUAGCAAAUGUAAUAAAUA
Messenger RNA from Mya arenaria, 2742 nucleotides. Its product is annotated as putative phosphatidylglycerol/phosphatidylinositol transfer protein DDB_G0278295. Bases 134 to 823 code for a protein of 229 amino acids. NCBI's taxonomy places the organism in Eukaryota, Metazoa, Mollusca, Bivalvia, Myida, Myidae. The record is from RefSeq and is a predicted model, not a curated record. The transcript is spliced from 4 exons.